Messenger RNA from Neolamprologus brichardi, 810 nucleotides. The record is from RefSeq and is a predicted model, not a curated record. Lineage: Eukaryota; Metazoa; Chordata; Actinopteri; Cichliformes; Cichlidae.
AUGGGUACGAGAGCUGGAAAUGAGCUUCCUGCUUUAGAGAUGCAGGGUGAGGAGCUCAGAGCGGAGAACAUGCUGGAGAGACGAUGUCUCCUGGCUAGUUUGGGAAUGCCUCGAAUUCAAUCCGACCUUUUUGAUCGCCACAUCGACUCCAAGUUUUUUAGCAUUGAUGGCCUCAGUAAGUCGGACAUGGAGAAGCUCACCUUCUACGCUGUGUCGGCUCCAGAGAAACUGGACAGGAUUGGAGCUUACCUGGCCGAGAAGCUGAGCAGAGAUGUGGUGCGACACCGCUACGGGAAUGUGGUGAUAGCCAUGGAGGCUCUGGACCAGCUGCUGAUGGCGUGCCACUCUCAGAGCAUCAAACCCUUCGUGGAGAGUUUCCUGCACAUGGUGGCCAAGCUGCUGGAGUCUAGAGAGCCAGACCUGCAGGUGCUGGGAACCAACUCGUUUGUGAAGUUUGCCAACAUCGAGGAGGACACGCCUUCCUACCAUCGCCGCUACGAUUUCUUUGUCUCACAGUUCAGCGCCAUGUGCCACUCUACUCACGAAGACCCAGAGACCAGAACCAGGAUCCGUGUGGCCGGGAUCAAAGGUCUGCAGGGCGUGGUGAGGAAGACGGUGAACGACGAGCUGCAGGCCAUCAUCUGGGAGCCGCAGCACAUGGACAAACUGAUCCCAUCCAUGCUGUUCAACAUGCAGGACAGUGAAGACCUGGACAGGUACGACACACGCCAAAGCUGCCACGCGCUCGCCUCGAACCGAGAUCUCCCUGCCGUGCGUCGUGUUCCCGUGACUCAUUAUUCUCUGCCCUGA